This is a messenger RNA of Exophiala aquamarina CBS 119918, 711 nucleotides long. RefSeq lists its product as uncharacterized. Lineage: Eukaryota; Fungi; Ascomycota; Eurotiomycetes; Chaetothyriales; Herpotrichiellaceae. The record is from RefSeq and is a predicted model, not a curated record. The transcript has a single exon. The coding region runs from base 1 to 711 and encodes 236 amino acids.
AUGGUCUUUGUCGGUGAUCGCAAUCUACACGCCAUCUACAGCGGAUUCAACAUUCUCUUGCGUCAAGAUCUGAGCACCGGUGCAAUGCAGACCCGAAGGAUGGAUGACGACACUCUGGCAGAGUGUCAUUGUGACAAUCAGUUUGUCAAACAGACCUGCUCUGAGCACUUCGUCUCUUCAAGCGACGACAUUUCCAAGGGCGCGGGUGGCGGGAGUGGAAGUGAUGCUCGCAGCCCUUAUGUUUGCAAUCGCGCACCACACAGUUUUCUGUCCAUGACCGCGGCACUUGCUUCAAGAGAGAUCCUUUCCAAAUUCAAAGAAAAAUUGCCCCCGGUCCCGAAAUCUAAUUACAAGCCAGUUCCAAUCAUAUAUUCGUUAUCACCAAGCACGACUUCACAAGAAAUGGCAGCCGCCACGUUACUCAAGUUCCUCGAGCUCGCCGAAGAUUCGCAACGCAAGACACCAUUUCUGUGGGUUGGUCCUUCUGCCGCCGGACAUGUCGAGAUCAAGAACCGCAAGGGGAACCAGGAAAUCUGGGACUUCGACAAGCACAUGGAAACCACAGCUCAGGCCAAUGGCGUCGAGGUCCUGAAAAUGUGGAACAUGACCGUCCAAGCAGAUAGCUGGGAUGGCAUGGGCUUUGGGGAGAAAGUCGCUAUUACCCAGGCCAUGAUGGUUGUCAACUGGCUGGGUCAACUCGAGUCUAGCUAA